AUGCGACCGAGCGCGACGCGACGCGGCGUAAAGGGCCUCUUUCCCUUGAUCCGCUCGCUCGCGCCCUCGUCGAUCUCUGCGCCCUUCCCGCUCUCGUCGCUCCACGGCCUCCGCCUCGCCAUCGACGCCACCCUCCUCAUCCAGAAGCUCCACUUCGCCGACGACCCGCACCCUUCGCGCCACCUGAUCGGCUUCUACCGCCUGCUCAACUCGCUGCGCGAGAAUGGCGUCGCGCCCCUCAUGGUAUUUGACCACCCGAGCAAGCGGCUGGCGCUCAAGGACCGCGAGCAGGACAAGCGAAAGAGGAAGCGCGAGCUCGACCGCAUGCGCAACAGGAUGGAGGCCGAGCGCAAGGUCCGCCUCCGCUCCCUCCAGGCCGUCCUCGACACGCUCCGCCGAACCGGACCAGAGGAAAGGUCGCAGGUCGGCGCGCUGCUCGACACCUGGCACAAGCAGAGGGCUUCGGAGCGCGCUGCCGCCGAACCCCUGCCGGAGCCCGACGUGGAGCUCGCCGACAAGCUGGCUGCCGAAUAUCUGGCGACCAGGGACGUCCCGGACUGGGAUGCUCGGCGGUCCGAGCUGUGGCAGCACGCGCGCAAAGCCGUCCUCGCUCCGCUGGCCGGUUCUGCCGCUUCGAAAUCCCAGCAGCAGGCGCAGAUCGAUACUGCCGCCACGACAACGCCGACCACUGUUGAAGAUCCGGACAGCCUGCAGGCCGACAACCUCGACCUGCUCGAGCAGCUCGGUCAGCGAGCCAGCCUGGGAGACGUACCCGGACCGGCGGCAGCGGAAGCGUCCGCCGACGAUCUCUACGACCUGGCUGGCGACGAGAACCUCGUCAGCCUCGAGCGGGAGCCCUACAGCGCGCUCGAGGCGCCCGCCCAUCGGCCGCAGGAGGGCGAGUGGGAGCAAGUGCUCGAGGACCUCACCUCUCGACCGUUUGCUCUGGCCCUGCGAGUCGAUCGCUCGCAGAGGCAGUUCGAAGAUGCUCUGGCUCAGAUGGGCGAGUUCCAGUCCAGGGGCCAAAGGGAAUUGACCGAGAUCGAGCAGAAGCUCUAUGACCAGAUCGUCGCCAGCCUGAAGCCGCCAUCAACGCCGCCAGCCCCUCUGUCGAGCUCAUCGACGCCGCUCGGCACAUCGACCACGGCCGCAGCGGCGGCGUCCCCAGCUUCGAGAACUCCACCAUUGUCGGACCAGGCCAUUUCUGAAGUCGCUGCUGAGGCGUCUGCCGCCUCAGACGCAGCGCAAGAUCUGGCCUCGGGUGCUGCAGAAGCCACUGCGGCCUCCACCGCGACUGCGACUGCGGCUGCCGAUGCGACUGCCGACACGGCCGCCGCUGUACCUGCUGCUGGCGAGGAUCGCAGCCGGCCACAGGAAGCGCUGCCCUCGUCAGUCUCGCCGUUGACGACGCUCAACCGGGGCCUCUCCAAGACCUACGCCCGCUCCACUAUGCCGCUGUCGCCCAGCAUCUACAGCGACUGCGCGCACCUGUGCUCGCUGAUGGCGGUGCCCGUCUUCUGGACCGGCGACGGUACGCGGUCGGGCGGCGGUAGGAUCCACGAGGCUGAGGCGUACGCAUCGUCGCUGGUCAAGGCCGGCUACGCCGACAUUGUCGCCAGCGAGGACAGCGACGUGCUCCUCUACGACACGCCGCUGCUUCGCGGCCUGGUCGGGGGCAUCCGGCUCUCACAUCCGGUCCCUGGCGGCGCGAGCGGCAAACGGCUCAUGGAGGUCGUCGAUGGCACCAUGGUCCGCCGCGGCCUGUUCGACUUUGACACUCUUCAGUCGUUCUUUCGGCGGAAGCAGCUCGAGGCGGCAGAGCAGCACGGUAGCGAAGGGUCAGCAGCGUCCUCUGGUGGGAGAAGAAAGGGCGUGCGGAAGCCGAGAUCGCGGUCCAAGACGCUCCUCUUGUCUCCCGCCGCCACGCGUGCCUCGACCAAGGGCGUCGGGGUGGCAAGGGACGACGCCGCCGCCGCUAUCGAGCCGGCAUCGGACUCGGUGACGGGAUCACCAUCCGCCGAUGGCCAAGACAUCGCUGCCGCACCUGUCGCCACGCUGAAACGGGAGGAGUACGACAAGAUGACGCGGUCGAUGAUGCUCGACUUUGCGCUGCUCUGCGGCACCGACUUUAACCGCACCGUCCCCGGCAUCGGUCCCAAGACGGCGCUCAAGCUGAUACUGCAGCACGGGUCGAUCUCCAACGUGCUCGAGAGGGAGUCGAAAAAGUUCCGGCCGCCAGACGGCCUCUCGAUCAAGGAGUACGAGGCCGAGCUGCGAAACGCCCGCACCGUUUUUACCAACCCGCCCAAGGUGCGCGCAGCGGCGAGGAGCGUCUUUGCCGCGCUCAACUCGGCCACCAAGUCGCAGGGCGGCGCGGGGCGAAUCGACGCGUCAGCCGCGCCUAGCACGGCAAGCGACAGCGAUCGCGAUCGCAGCUUACCCUGGACGCAGCGCUUCUUCGAGAUCGACGCCGUAACGGCGGCGGACGAUGGCUCGGCAUCUCCCGCGUCGGUCGAGGCCGACAAGGGCGACUUGGCGACGCUGGCCGACGUGGUCGAACCUGCUGCAGCAGGCCAAGCCGAAGAAGGUGGCGUCGAGCGAACGUCGGAUGCUCCGCAGGACCAUGCUGUUGCCGCAGGGGAUGGCGCUCAGGACGGAGAUGCGACCGAGGCUGCUGGCAGCAGCUUCUCCUCUGACACCGCAGGCCCGACGUACGACCGCGACGCGGUGCUCGACUUCCUGCGCGAAAAGGGCGUAUUUGGCGGGGCAAGGCCCGUGACCUGGCAUUCGCGCGACGACGACUCGUGGCGGGACAUCAUGGAUCUCGAGCUCGGCAUCACCCCACAGAAGGCUCGCCCGGGUGGCGACGGCGACGGGUCAGACGCGAGCGGUGUCGAGUGGGACGUCGAGGACCAGUGGCAGGCGAGCGAGAGCAGCGGCGAGACGGUUACGGGGGCGGACAAGCGGCUGAUGGGCGUCGACUUCUUCGGCGAGAGAGAGGCGGGCACCGCCUGCUGGUCGCCCGACAUGGAGCACAACGUCCGGAGGAGCACGACCGUUGCGGCCGACGCCGCCGCUGCCGCCGCCUAG
Molecule: messenger RNA, 3090 nt
Organism: Pseudozyma flocculosa PF-1
Lineage: Eukaryota; Fungi; Basidiomycota; Ustilaginomycetes; Ustilaginales; Ustilaginaceae
Exons: 1
Coding region: 1-3090 (1029 amino acids)
Cellular component (GO): cytoplasm; nucleus
Molecular function (GO): 5'-3' exonuclease activity; 5'-flap endonuclease activity; DNA binding
Source: RefSeq, a predicted model, not a curated record